AUGGAUCGUGUCGCGGGCUCAAUUGUACAUCCACUAUAUUUCGAUGGCAACAACUAUGGCGCUUGGAAGGCUCAAAUGAAGUCGUUUCUCUGGUCCUUAGACAAACGUGUAUGGAAUACAGUGGUUCAUGGAUUUCCUGAACCCACAAAGAAGAUCAAAAAAGGAGAUGAAGAAACCACUGUUCUCAAAACUAGAGAGGAGUUUACCACUGUCACUCAUGAAGGAACAGAUACUGUCAAGGGAGCCAAGCUUCAAAUGAACACUUUACAGUUUAAGACAAUCAUAAUGGAUGAGAAUGAAACUUUUUCUGAAAUUUAUGCUAAACUUUGCAUCAUUGUGAAUGCAUGUUCAAGUUUAGGUGAAAAAAUUCCAAAAGAUAGGGUGGUGAAAAAGAUUUUAAGGUCCUUGCCUCAACAUUUUCAACCAAAGAUCACAGCCAUUGAAGAGAUUUGUGACUUGAACACUUUGAAAGUUCGUGAACUCAUACGAUCGCUUCAAACCUACGAGAUGAAGCACCUAGCUUCUAAAAAGAGUAAAAGUGUUGCUCUCAAAGUGGUUGACAAAGAAGAUGGUGAACACCAAUCAAAAGAAUUCAAUGGAGAGGAAUUUGCCUAUCUUUCACGACAAUUCAAUAAGUUUUUCAAAAAUCAAAAUUCCAGAAGUCACGAAUCGAGAAAUCACUCAGGAUAUGGACAUAUUGCGUCUGAAUGUGCCAACACACAAAAGAAGCAAAAUGGUAAAGCCAAAGCAUUGAAUGUAACCUGGAGGGAUAGUGACUCAGAAUCAGAAAGUGAAGAAAAUACCAUUGUGUUAAUCACCACAAUCAGCUUGGAUGAGGCACAACAAAACAAUGCGAAUGAUGAAGGACCAAAUAUUGACUAUGUGCUGGAAAAGUAUGAUGAUCUGUUGGCUACCUCUUAUAAACUCAACAAACAUAAUAGAGAGCUUGCAAAAAGAGUUGCUGUGCUGGAGCUUGAAAAUAGUAGGACUGCCAGGAUGUUGCAAUCCUCUGAUGCUGAACCAGAAAUAGUUGGUUGCAAAAUGAUUAGCAUGGGUCGAAGUGAUGGAGACAAACGUGGCCUAGGAUUUGAUUCAAUCAACAAGUCUCCUGCUGUAUCCGUCACAAAUGGGUGUUCGAGACACUUGAUCGGUGACAAAUCAUGUUUUUCAGAAAUCUCUACAGAAUGUGUGAGUGGAAUGGUCACUUUUGGAGAUGGAAGAAAAUCCAAAAUUUUGGGCAAAGGAAAGAUUAUGGCAACUGGUACACCUAGCUUGGACAAUGUUUUACUAGUUGAAAAUCUUCAAGAAAAUCUCAUUAGUGUAAGUCAACUUUGUGAUGAAAUAGGUGAGCUUGUGAUUGAGCACUCUGUCAGUGUCGAGUUCUACAUCCGUGAAAGCCUCAUCGUCGUUGGUGCAGCAAAUGCCACUAUUCUGACAACAAGUCUUGUUCUACCUCGGAUUAUCAUAGCUUUGGCUGCUCAUGCUGGUGUCCCUGCACUGUCUAUCGAUGAUAUUGGCUCUUCCGACACCAUCAAAGUCAACAAUCAGCCACCUGAUCCUCCUUGUCCUACUCGGGCUCACAACCUCUAA
This is a messenger RNA of Prunus avium (sweet cherry), 1590 nucleotides long. The record is from RefSeq and is a predicted model, not a curated record. Lineage: Eukaryota; Viridiplantae; Streptophyta; Magnoliopsida; Rosales; Rosaceae.